Molecule: messenger RNA, 756 nt
Organism: Lasiodiplodia theobromae
Lineage: Eukaryota; Fungi; Ascomycota; Dothideomycetes; Botryosphaeriales; Botryosphaeriaceae
Product: U1 snrnp complex component protein
Exons: 2
Coding region: 1-756 (251 amino acids)
Biological process (GO): mRNA splicing, via spliceosome; mRNA 5'-splice site recognition; spliceosomal snRNP assembly
Cellular component (GO): U1 snRNP
Molecular function (GO): pre-mRNA 5'-splice site binding; zinc ion binding
Source: RefSeq, a predicted model, not a curated record
AUGAGCGUGCGCAAGGCUCACAACAACGGUCGUAAUCAUCUGCGCAACGUCGUCGAGUACUAUCAGCAGAUUGGCCACGAGAAGGCCCAGAGCGUCAUCGACUCCAUCACCUCUUCUUACGCCGCUGAGGGUCAAGCGAACCCUAUGCUUCAGCACGCUGCUCUAGGCGGCCCCGGUGGCUUCGGUCCUCCCCCGCCCUUCGGCUUCCCUGGCGGCAUGCCUCCACCUCCAUUCGGCAUGCCAGGCGCCCCAGGAGCACGUAAGUCUCACGACCAACACUACUAUCACCACCAUGAUCAGAACCAUCACCACUACAACCACAACCAAGACAAUCGUCGCGGCGACUACCAUCGCUACGGCUCCUCAAACACCACUUCUAACCGCUCGCACAACACGACAGCCCCCGGCGGUCGCGGCAUGCCUCCGAACAUGCCCCCGAACUUCGCCAUACCGCCCCCUGGAGCUCCCGGUGCCCCUCCGCCAGGCGCGCCCGGCUCUCUUCCUUUCCCGCCGCCCUUCCCCCCGACCGCAGCUGGUGGCGCCGCGCCGCCUGGCUCCUCCGGCUCGCCGCCGGCCGGCCUGCCUUUCCCGCCGCCUGGUAUGCCCCCGCCGGGCAUGCCGCCGAACUUCUCGUUCCCGCCCGGCGGCAUCCCACCUGCUGCGUCGGGUGCUAGCCCCGUGCCGCCGCCCGGCGCGUUCCAGCCGCCCCCUGGUAUGGCGCCGCCUCCCGGAGCUGGUGGCCCGCCUGGUGUUUGA